Messenger RNA from Camelina sativa (false flax), 606 nucleotides. The record is from RefSeq and is a predicted model, not a curated record. NCBI's taxonomy places the organism in Eukaryota, Viridiplantae, Streptophyta, Magnoliopsida, Brassicales, Brassicaceae.
AUGAAAACUAAAAAGUUAAGAGAAUACAGCAAUAAGCAAAAGAUACUUCUGGUUGGAGAAGGAGACUUCUCCUUUUCUCUAUCUUUAGCUAGAGCCUUUGGUUCCGCAACAAAUCUCACUGCAACCUCUCUCGACACUUUUGAGGAGGUACAGCUUAAGUAUAAGAAUGGAAAAGCUAACAUACAAGAGUUGAAGACACAAGGUUGCACUGUGGUCCACGGGGUUAAUGUGCAUUCCAUGACCAAAGAUCUUAAACAUGGUCAACGAUCGGAACUUUAUGAUAGAAUCAUCUUUAAUUUUCCUCAUUCAGGGUUUGGUUUUGGCUGUGAGCACCAGAUGGUGAGAGGUUUUAUGAAGAGUGCGAAGAAAAUGGUAAAAGACAUCGGUGGUGAGAUUCAUGUUACUCAUAAGACGGCUCAUCCAUUUGACAAGUGGGAGAUCGAGACUCUGGCUGAAGAAAAGGGUUUGUGUUUGGUCCGGGAGAUGGAAUGUAACAAAUUAUGUUUUCCUGGUUACUCAAAUAAGAGAGGAAGUGGACGUCACUGUGACGGUAGCUUCCCUGUCGGGAAAUCUUCUACCUUCAUGUUCCGGAAACGGAUUCUCUGA